Messenger RNA from Saprolegnia parasitica CBS 223.65, 1458 nucleotides. RefSeq lists its product as hypothetical. The record is from RefSeq and is a predicted model, not a curated record. The coding region runs from base 13 to 1125 and encodes 370 amino acids. Gene Ontology annotation, biological process: ubiquitin-dependent protein catabolic process. Lineage: Eukaryota; Oomycota; Saprolegniomycetes; Saprolegniales; Saprolegniaceae. Gene Ontology annotation, molecular function: polyubiquitin modification-dependent protein binding. The transcript has 2 exons. Gene Ontology annotation, cellular component: cytosol.
CUACGGAGGACCAUGACACACGUGACGGUCAAGCAGACGACGGGCGCGGCCCACGACGUCGCGAUCGACGUGGUGACGGCGACCGUGCUCGAUCUCAAGCUCAAGGUGCAGGAACUCCUGCACUGCCCGCCGGAGGCCCAGCGCCUCAUCUUCCAAGGCCGCGUCCUCGACGAGAAGGCGACGCUCGCCUCGUAUGCGCUCACGGACGGCCUCACGGUGCACUUGGUCAUUAACGCCAAGCUCAUGCCCGCGGCGACACCGACGCCGGCGCCCACUGCGACAACCGCUGCGGCAAGCUCCACGCAAGUCUCGCUGGUGUCGCUUUUGCCGCUAUUGAAGCAGACGACCGCUGGCGUUGCGGCGCUCGCCACGCUCAAGAAGAUGGCCGAGAACAUCGUCAACCAUCCGACCGAAGAAAAGUACCGAAAGAUUCGCCUGAGCAACGAAGCCUUGAAGAAGAAAGUGCUGGACGUACCCCAUGGCCUCGCCUGUGUCCAUGCGAUGGGCUUUGCCGCCGGCGUUGAAGAGGGCUUUCUCGUGCUCGUGCCGACGGCUACCAACUGGGAGCAUCUCGUCGCCUCCAAGCGCCUUCUCGACCAAGCCAGUGCACCCGCCGCCGCGCCAGCUUUCGCACCGUCGGCGGCCCCAGCCUUCGCGCCGUCGGCAGUCCCCGGUGGCUUGGGCAGUGACCCGCUGCAGGGCAUGCAAGCGAUGUUGCAAAACCCGAUGCUCGCGUCCAUGCUUCAGAACGACCCGCGGAUCCAGCAAAUGGCGCAGGGCAAUCCCAUGUUGCAGCAGGCGCUCGCGAAUCCCGCGAUGCUGCAGCAAGCUCUCGGCGCGGUCCAGAACAACCCGAUGAUGCGGCAGCAAAUGCAGCAGAUGAUGGCGAACCCGCAGCUCAUGGAGCAGAUGAUGCAAGGUGGCGCCUUCCCCGCAAGUCCUUAUGGUAUGGGCUACGGCCAACCGCCGGCCGCCGCGUCGCCGUUUGGUGCCCCCGUGUCGCUCUCAACGCCUCCGACAACGGCACCGCCGGCUUCAACCGCCGUCGCGCCCGUAGCACCGCCCGCCCGCUCGGAGGAGGACGAAAUCGCCGAAGCCAUUGCACGGUCGCUGCGAGAGAUGUAGUCGUCGCACUCGUCGAGUAAGCUCCGAAUUCUGUUUCAUGCGACGUGGGAUUCUUCCGUGCGCCGGCAUCAAGCACAGCAUGCGCUCCGAGCGCCUCCGGGUCGGGUCAGAACGUUCAGAUGUCAUGUUUGAAUGCAAGAAGCCAGCAUCGCUGACCAGUUGCGUGCUUUGACGUCACUUGCAGCGCGAACCCAUGUCGACUGCCGAUCCAUCGCCAUAGAACGCCCGUGUCUUCGCGCGUUACUACCGUUGCACUGCGGGUGACGCCCGCGUCGCUGCCGCCGCCGCCGCCGCAAGGACCUCGGGUCAUAGAAGCCCUACUGCGCAGGCGCA